Melampsora larici-populina 98AG31 is the source of this 1287-nucleotide messenger RNA. RefSeq lists its product as uncharacterized. NCBI's taxonomy places the organism in Eukaryota, Fungi, Basidiomycota, Pucciniomycetes, Pucciniales, Melampsoraceae. The record is from RefSeq and is a predicted model, not a curated record. The transcript is spliced from 2 exons. Bases 1 to 1287 code for a protein of 428 amino acids.
AUGAAAACCUUACAAUGUAUGAUGCCAGUUUUGACUUGUGUGAUGUUAUCCACAGUCUUAACUAACCCUAUGGAAUUUAAGGGUCAAAAGGCUGAUUGGUCAACUUUUAAGACAGCAAAGCCUGGGAUUGAAAAUUCAGUAUCAGCUGUAAUUCAAAGGGAUGCAUUAGCAUUAACACUUGAACCACCUUCCGUAAAAAAUGUUUACAACCCAAGUUCAAUUGAAGAUUUGGGCUCUGGGAACUUGAGAGAGAAAAAUCAAGAAUUCUCAAGUCAUGGAAAGGACUCAUCAGAUAGACAACUUACACCACCUUAUAGAAGAGCUGUAGUGAAUUUCUCUGCAACAAAAAAAAUGGGCCCUGAUGCUUUGGGAGCUCCUAAAGAUAGAUACUCAACAAAUAUAGCUCAAGAUAAAAGAAUUGUUUUUACUAAUCAGUAUCAUCAAAUUAGUCCUGAAGACAUUUCACUGUGUCAAAAGAGGGUACAAAAUCUUUUAGGGGAGAGUCCUGGUCACAGUGUUGGAAUUCACAGGCCCGCUCAACACCAUAUUUGUGGACAUGAAAUAACAAGAGAAGAUGGGUAUGAUUUUCUAUUAGAGCAGCCAAACACCUUCAGAAGUUCAGUCAGCAUCUCACCAGAACGUAAAAAGCAAAAAUUGGGACCAAAACACAGCAAUGUGAUAUAUCAAAAUCCCAGGGAUCCAUAUCAAAAUGAUGAUUUUCACAAGGAUGAUAAGUACAAAGAUAAAGAAAUAAUCUCAAAAAAUUGGGAAAUUGCACGCCUUCCAAUGCCCAUGAUUUGGCAUCUGUCACCAUUUCUAUCUGAAGGGUAUGAUGCCCUGAAAGAUAAUCCCAUUUCUAAAGACAUAGAUUCCUGGUUCUCCAAAUUUGAACUUUUCAUGUUGGGCAAACACAGGAAAUGUGGUUAUGUUGGGCUUGAUACUAAGGAUAUCAAAGAAACACUGGAGUUUUGCAAAAGCAUAGACACUUCUUGCGGAAGUGGUACAGAGAUACAUGAUCGAUGGGACAGGGCAGCCGACUCAAAACUUUCCACAACAAAGCAGAAGGCAAGCGGGGGAAAUGAUUCGAUCGAUUCGGGAUUAGCUCAAGUGGAAUGGUUGAGGUCAACCAAAGGACCGUUGACAAACGCGAGGCACCAGAUCAUGAACGCGGUAGCAUUUAGCCUAAACCCACUCCCAAAUUUCCCUUCAAAUCACAAUAGUCCACGUAAUCAGCCAUAUUUCGCAGGUUUCAAGAUUCGUGCGCGCAGAGAAGAAACUCAGAAAUGA